CCCAAUCGGUUCACACGCACGCUGCGCUGCCCCUUCGCCAGCCAGAAACAUGGCUCUACGGGAGCUGUCGUCGCUGGAGAAAUAUUUAGGAUUGAAAAAGCCGAACAAAUACAGUACACAGGGGGAGAAAAAGGUGCCUGUGCUGCAGAGGGCCAAUGGUCCCCCCCUGGUUGGCUUGGUGACGGUCGCCUGUCAUCUGGCGAAAGACGCCAAGCGCCCCGAGCUGCUGGGGGACUCCGCGGAAAGCAGGGCGGUGGUGCAGCAGUGGCUGGAGUACCGGGUCACCAAGCUGGACGGCUGCACGAAGGAGGACGCCAAGACCGCCCUGAAGGACCUCAACCUCUACCUGCAGGACAAAGUCUACAUGGCUGGAAACCAGUUCACCUUAGCGGACACGUUCAUGUUCUAUGGAAUCCAUCCGCUCAUAGUGGACUUGGCCGUCCAGGAGAAGGAGCAGUACGUGAAUGUGACGCGAUGGUUCGACCACAUUCAGCACUACCCGGGCAUCCGCCACCCGCUUCCCCCCGUAGUUGUGCUCAGGAACAAAAUUUACAGCAGCAAACACCACUGAGACCCUCCAACCCCCCCCCCCCCCCCCCCGCCCCCCUCCCAUCCUCCCAGCAACCUCCCAAUUCAAAUCAUCACCCUUAACACCUUUCCACAUGCUGUUUUUCAUACCAUGAUUCCUGCCUUUUAUGUUUUGCCCCGGUGGUUAAUCUGAAAUCGCCCGCGUGCGUCUCGGAUCGACGGUGGUCGGUUUGACAGCAGAAUCUUACCCAGCAGUUUAAGUGCAGGCAGCACUGAAACUCCAUUGAAGGAUUGCUUACUAAUAAAAAUCAAGUUCAGUUCGUAGUCUUAUUACAAAACAAUCAGUGUGCAAUCAUUUCAUUGCUCCGGUGCCUUUGGGUGUUGACUUUAACUCAUUGAUUACAUGUCAUCAGCAGUUUGGUGUCUUAACCUUUUAUUCAUCAUGUGGAGAGCAAAGCCUGUGAAACUAUACAGUUGAACCUUUUGUGUUGUUGUGUUGUUUUUGUGUUUUUAAGAUUGUCCGGUUGCUUUCAAAGAGAAGGCGGUACGGGUUGCAGGAAACGGCUUCCAGCGUGUUUCUAUUUAUAAAUGGUGAUUUUAUUUAGUCUAUUCCGAGCCUUGAACAUGCUCUCACAGGUAGAAGAGAUGUCACCUUCCUGCUGGUACGUCGUGUCUCUAGUGCGGGCCGCCUCCUUUAGGACAUAUCAAUACGUUUUACCCAAAUACGUGUGUUUGCUGCUUCAACAGCACAACCCCGUAAUGAGCACAGUCCUUCCUCUGCACGCCGAUGAUCUCAGGAUUCUAUGCCUUUCACAUUCCACUGGAGAACUGAGUGUGUCUGUGUGUGUGUGUUCCUGAUUGCAUCCACUUCCCCUGCCACCAGCCGUGUGGGCAGCAGUGAGCACUUGAGCGUCAGCCCCAGAGUCAGAGAUCAGAGUGAGGCUUCCAAUCAGUCCCACUACCACCACUGUUGAUGCUGCAGGCCAGAGGGAGGGCAGCGGGCUCACCAGCUGCCACACAGAUCCAGCCAGCCAAGGCCAGAACCGGGGGGCCCCCGGGCGACAGUCAGCCACUGUGUGUCAUUUCAACCCUCGCGCUCCCACGGGGCUGAGAGAGAGAGAGAGAAGGACGAAGGGAGGCAGCGAGCGAUGGGGGGGAGGAGCAGAGAGAGAGGAAAAAGAGCACCCAGAGGCCGAGGGAUCUUUUCGUGACAUGUGAACAAUGAUCCGUGCCUCCCAAAGCCUCACUGCUGCUGGCUGGAUGUUUGCUAUUAGCACCAUUAACAGGCCUCGGCGGCGCAUCCUGUACGUUCACAUUAUGGAGCUAACAAGUAGACUGAGAGCAGUGGGGAAUUAAAUUACAUUGUAAAGGAAACGUGUACACUCAAGCAGGAAAGUGACAUUGUGUUUGCACCAAAGUUUUUGUUGUUCACUGUCUUCUCUUCUUUUAGCUCCUUCUUUAAUUCCCUCAUCCAAGCAGUUUUGUAGCUUCUGUGUUGUUGUUUUUUUGUCCAAUGUCACCAUGAUGUUCAUCCUAAUAAAUCUAAAAGACACACAGCUCAUGACCCCUGA
This is a messenger RNA of Gasterosteus aculeatus aculeatus (three-spined stickleback), 2099 nucleotides long. RefSeq names its product eukaryotic translation elongation factor 1 epsilon 1 (gene eef1e1). Lineage: Eukaryota; Metazoa; Chordata; Actinopteri; Perciformes; Gasterosteidae. The record is from RefSeq and is a predicted model, not a curated record. Gene Ontology annotation, cellular component: cytoplasm; nucleus; aminoacyl-tRNA synthetase multienzyme complex. Gene Ontology annotation, biological process: positive regulation of DNA damage response, signal transduction by p53 class mediator.